ACCGCCGCCAUUUAUCAUUUUUUGUCAUGCGCGCUCGGGGAUGCUACGAUAUUUCGUGCUCGUGAGUGUUUUUUGAUACAAAGUGAAUUCAAAACUUCGUGAAACGUGUAAAACUUGUGUUGCUCUGUUAAUACUAGUGUUAACUUGACAGUGGUGUGUGUUUGUGUGUAAAAUACAUUCAAAAUGAAUAAAACUUGCGCGAGGUGUGAGAAAACAGUUUACCCGACUGAGGAGUUGAAAUGUUUGGACAAGGCGUGGCACAAAGGCUGUUUCAAAUGUCAGGAGUGCGGGAUGACGCUCAACAUGAGGACGUACAAAGGAUACGGCAAACUGCCAUACUGCGAGGCACACGUUCCGAAGGCGAAGCACACGACGAUGGCAGAAACUCCUGAACUCAAGCGGAUAGCAGAAAACACCAGGCUGCAGAGCAACGUCAACUACCACGCGGACUUUGAGAAGAGCAAGGGAAAGUUUACACAGGUGGCAGAUGACCCCGAGACCCUUCGGAUCAAAGCGAACACCAAGAUCAUCAGCAACGUGGCGUACCACGGGGACCUGGAGAAGAAGGCUCAGAUGGAGAAGCAGCGGCAGAUAAACGAGAAUGGAGAACUAGUCGACGUGCCCUCCGACAACUACCACCAGCAGCUCGAGAAUUACGCCAACGAGAUGCUACCCGUUCCACCACCACCACAGAAACAACCCCAAGUCUACCAGCCACCCCCGGCGUACCAGAACCAGAAUCAAAACCAAUCCUACCAGAAUCAGAACCAGCAAUAUCAGAACCAGAGUUACCAGAGUAACCAGAGCAAUCAUCAGCCGGUGUAUAAUCAGAAUCAAUACCGACCGCAACCACCGAAACAAUACGAAGACUACCAGCAGAAAUACGACGAUUACCAAAACCAAUUCGCCUACGGACAGUAUCAACAACCGGGGGCUAAUUAUGGGGUUGGAAGCCAGCAGAAGAUCGGUAGGAUUCAAGACUAUGAUCCGCUUGUAGACGGACCGCGGGCGGCGCCCAACACUCAGCGGGCGUCGGCCACGCUCAUCUAUAAUAGCACCAGUGAUGGGAAGAGAGGGUCCCACCACCAGCCACAACAGGCCCAGCAGAGCACUCGGCAGAUCGGUCGCGUGGCCGACCUGGACCCGUUGGGCUCCGAGCGCGCCGCCUACGCCGGCCCCGACCAGAACUACAUGCAGGUCAUGUCCAACAAGCACGAGCCCGAUGUACAGAAAGUGUACAUCGCGAUGUACGACUACGAGGCGAACGACAGCGAUGAAGUAUCGUUCCGCGAGGGCGACCUAAUCUCGAACGUGACGGCGAUCGACGAGGGCUGGAUGACGGGCCAAGUGCUGCGCACCGGCCGCACCGGCAUGCUGCCCGCCAACUACGUGGAGCGCGCGCCGCAGGGGACCUACACGCACUAGACUACCCACCUGCACUCUGCUCUGUAGCCGCACAACAUUACCGGCAAGCUUGACAGAACUAACUAUAUAGACAGCUUUAACUUCGAUACUAUUCCACCCGGCCGCGUAGCCAACACGCCAAUCACUUACGCUCCGUAGCGAUCGAAACGCAGAGUCGACGACUCGACGCGCGAUUCCGGUUCGAACGCCAUCUUGAUAGUAGCCUAGUGAUUAAUUCCUUUGUUUUUUGCUCAUUAAUAUUGUUUAAAGUGUAAUAUCGAUAGCUUUAUUAUACAAUAAUCUAAUGUGGUAGUGUGCAGUGAAUGGAGAAUUAAUCUCAAAGCGUGUUUAACCACCAUUUUGGAGUCAACGGCCGGUAGUCCACGUGCUUCUCGUAAAAUCCAGCUAUCGGUUUUACGAGACAACUACAACAACCACCGAACAGCGUCGUGCUCUAAGAGCAUUUAUUUUGUUCCUACCCUUUUACGUGACAUUGGUUACGGGCAACACCGCCCUCAAGUCCAUCAAGAAAAAAAAAAAAAGCUUGACAGAACUAACUAUAUAGACAGCUUUAACUUCGAUACUAUUCCACCCGGCCGCGUAGCCAACACGCAAUCACUUACGCUCCGUAGCGAUCGAAACGCAACCAUAGUAUAAACAGGGCAAAGUAUGUUAUCUUCAUACAAACGCACCGCGCGCGACUUGUAUGUGUGCGCCAUAAGUAUCUAUGCGUUGCCGCACGCACACUCAAACAAAAUCUCUACUGGCGCACUGAGAAACGGGUCUGUUUAUACUAUGACGCAACUGUCACUGUCGCACUAAUAUGGAAGAGUGAUAGAGAGACACAAAGCGUUUCGUUGUCGAAGCGAUAGCGAAUGUCACCUUGGCUAGGCACUUUUACGACUACUUCUCUAUGAAGCUUAGAAAUUAAUUAAAAGUGGAAAAAUUCACUGUCUUGGGUGGGGUGGGUAAAGCCUCCUCCCUAAUGGCUAAUAUGGUGGGAAUAUUCGCUGCAUUGGGUACUGUCUUGGUGGUUCAGAUGGUAGAGCACUGUACUAGUGUUCCAGUGGUCGUGGGUUCAAGUCCCACCCAAGACAGUGAAUUUUCCACUUAAUUUAUUUCUAAGCUUAAUAGCAAUACUGAUACCUCAAUAAACUUAUCACCGAUUAACUUAUUCUGAACUAUACCUUAGGACCCUGAAGAUGCGCACCGCAACUUAACCCUUUACCAGGCUAAGGGAUAUAUGUUUCCCACAUACGGCACUUCAAACAUGUGUUCUAUUUUCGAUCAGUAAGAUUCAGCCUGGUAAAGGGUUAACAUUUUCACUUGUUAUAUUGGUUACUGGCUUUAUGAAUAAAAAAUGAUUAUGAUUAUUGAAGUAUCCGUAACAACAUAGUAUUGUUCAUAUUUUGAUAUAAAACCUGACCAGGAAUAUAUGAUCACGCGCCAUGUUGCGGAAUUUCACUGGAACUAUUUUUUUCAUACUAUACUGAACUGUCACCCUAUACAUGAGAAUAAACAGCGCCCUCUUGACAAUCAUCAUAUAUUACUGGUCAGGCUUAAAAUACAUUAAUUUUUUGUCAAAAAUGCUAUUUUGUACGAAUAAAAUAGGAAACAUAGGUAACAAAUAAUAAAAACAUUUACUAAACUAGAAUUAUCAAAAAUUUUAGUGCUUUCUAUUUUAGAUAUUUGCGAUUUUGGUAAUUAAUUAUAUUAUUUCAGAUACCUAAUGUACCUAAGUAAAAGUGAUGACCAAAAUAAACUAAAUAGUAUUGGAAUAGUCUGUCGGUGUCGAACAUUCAAUAAACGAUCAAAUAUCAACAUUUAUUUAUUUAUUUAUAUGCUCCUAUUGCCAAACUUUGCAAUUGUAUAGGUUGUAGCUUGUAGCAACGUUUUAUAUGUAAAAAUACAUAUCGUUUUACUUAUUAGUAAGCGUUUAAAAUGUACAGUCAUCUGUACAAUUAUUUUAUAUAUACGCGUACAGGAAUGUUGAUAACAUUGAAGGACUCUGCAUGUUAGUGUUCAUAUGUGUUUCAAAAUGUUUUUUUUUUACUUGACUGUACAUUAAUUUUAGAAAAAUACUUAUUUAUACUGACGACUAAUUUUCUUUAGAUUAUCUCUAGACUUAAUUGUAUUUAACCUUUUCGACGCCGUGUCAAACACAAAAGCUGUCAUCCAGACGCCACGUCACCGAAGUGUCAAAACUGAAAUUGAACUUUAUGCACAUGCACGUAGGUCUAUGUUGCUCUGUGGUCUAUGACCGAGUAAUCGGUCUUUGGCGUUGAACCUACGGUGCGUAAAUAUCGGUCAUUGGCAUCCAAAAGGUUAACUCAUGAAAUUGUAAAAGAAACAUUAUUUUUGGAAAAUACAUUUUAGGCUUGAAUUGGAAUUGUCUCGAAAUUGUCUCAACUUAGAUCAAAGUAGGAACGGGCUUUAAACACGUCAUUCCAGUUUAUAUAAUAUUAUUAUAUUUUACAAUACUGACUUAUAUAUUGAUUAUAACAUUUAAAACUUUCGCGGUUUGAACACAUAUUAAAUCACAUUUAGAAACGGGGAAACGGGGCUUUUCGUGGGGUAGUCACACAAAUCUCUGUUUUGACAUUUUGCUGGGACGUCAGUUAGCCGCGACCACGACUAGUGAAACCUGUGUCGAAACGUCGGUAAAUAAAGGUAACAAAAUAAAUUCGCGAUAGACCCGUUUCGAAAUGUGAUUCAAUAUUAUAUAUUGAUUGUUUUAAUUACACAUACUGCCUGUAAAUAUGAAAGAGGUUUGAAAAUACUAAAAUAUGUUGAACGCGAACUUAUAAGCAAUUUAGCUUUUAAGUUGUUUCUUUCUUACCAAGAACACACAUCAAUGGUGUAUAAAUCAAUAUUUAAUAUUUAAGUAAUUGAUAGACGUAUCAAUUGCAGAUUUUAAAUAAUUUUAAGUCUAAGUUACAUGAACUUUCAAACAACUUAAAGAGUCUAAGAUUGUAUCUAUAUUUUUCUAUUCAAUAUUAUAAAACCUCAUUGCACCUAAGCUUAAUGCAACUGUAUGCAGAUUUCUCUCAGCGUUAAUUAUGUAUUAUAAAUAUUAAACAUAUAAAAGUUGUUGUCAUCAUAUUGAAAUUACGUAUUUUAAUGCAUUUUACAAAAUUUGUGACAUUUUAAAAUAUAGCACAGAUUUUUUUUACAUUCUUAUUUAACAUUCCGUGUUUUUUAUUUCUUAUUUAUGUUGAUUGUUAACAUGCUCGCAUUUUACAUUAAUGUCCAUAAUAAUUGUCAAUAAAAGCAGUAAAAAUCAGUUGGUCUUACUAAAAUAUUAGAUAUAUAACUGACCAAUGUAUUUAGUCAAUCUUCUGUUCUAGCGAGAAGAUAUUUAGUUUUUUUUUAAUAAAUCAAGUUAGAUAUUUAAACAUUAUUGACCAGUUUUAGAAAUAAAAUUUUAGUAACUUCAAAUAAGUUGAUUUUGUGAAAUUAGAUGAACUUGACCAUUUCUAAUUAAGUUUUUGUUCGCUAGAUCUAUAGAAUAAAUGUAAUAUGCCAAUAGCUUUUAUUUUUAAUUAAGGAGGUACCUAGGUCACUGUUAAAGUGCAGUUAGCUUAAGUUAAUAUUUUAUUUAUUAUCUUUUUUAACCAAAAUCAUGAUGAUAAUGUAUAAUAAUAUGUAUAGAUCAGGACUAGUAUCAAGACUAUCAAGUUUCUUACAUACUUAGGAACUAUGCACACCGGGUUCUUAAAACGCGCGUCGACGGUGCGUUUAAAAACGCGGUGUGCAUAUGCCCUUACAUUGUUUUAGUUGUUGACAAAGAUUGAUUGUAAUAUGUGUAAAGUCUAAGACAAAUUCGUACUUCGAAUUUGACAGCUGUAUCCGCGCUGUACGCUGUUAAAGCACGUUAUUACUUAGGUUUUUCUUCUAUUUUACAAUCAAUAAUUCUUUAGUUGUUUAUUACAAUUAUAGGUAGUAUUGACGAAUGUUUCCUACAUAUUCUCAUAUAUAAGGUAAACGUCCGAAUGCUCGUCAAUUGCCCAGUAUAUGUCAUCUAUAAACUUUUUGGUCAUCAUAAACUGAAAUAGAUGUCAUAUACUAAAGAAAAAGUGACCAAGCCCAGUGACGGAGGCCGGAUUCGAACCGGCGUUUUCAAAACAAUUUGAUUUGUCCCUUAUUCUCAAGUUCUCAAGUCACUGUCAAUAUAGGUGACAGCGGUGUGUCAUGUACCUAUUGGAAAUUAGCAUGUCUAUAUUCUGUUUUUUAUUCCGUAGACUAAAAUGACAUUUCAUGUGGUACUAAGAAAUGUCAUCUCAUACACAUGAAACGUCAGUUUAGUCUACGGAAUAAAAAAACAGACUUUAGCACUAGGGCGCUACCUUAACCAUAGAGAAAUAUAAGUAAAGAAAGAGUGGUAACUCCAUACAUCAGUUUUCGCGCCUUAUUUCGUGGUCGACAUCUAGCGUCAAGUAGCGGAACUCUCAGUACUGCUACUCGACAAUAGAUGUAGCGGCAAACAAAAAGUUCAAACUAAUGCUCGACGAUUUUCAGCUAAUAUUAUAUCCAGAGUAACCGUAGGAGUUGAAAUUAGAGUUCCAGUUACUCUGGUUCAAAUAUUAGCUGAAAAUCAUUGAGCAUUAGACUUUUUGUUUGCGGCGACAUCUAUUGUCGAGUAGCAGUACUGAGAGUUCCGCUACUUGACGAUAGAUGUCGACUACGAAAUAAGGCGCGUUUUGGUAAGAAAACUAAUGUAUGGAGUUACCACUCUUUCUUUACUUAUAUUUCUCUAUGCCUUAACUUCAAUCAUAAAAUUAUACCUCAUAAUGUCCGCGGUUUUUAAUCCUUUGACCGCUAAAGACAUCUGGUGACGCGCGCGGCUUCAGCCCAAUAUCAACCUCCCUGCAUUCCGAUAAGGUUCACGAUGGCGCGUCGCACACGAUAGGCAUUCAAAGGAUUCUAGUUUUGAAUUUGUAUACAUAGUGUUAUAUAUUGUUAUUGUAUUGUAUAAACGCCGGCGACAUCACAACGCUCCGGGCAGUAUUAACUUUACGUCCAAUGUUACAGUGCCUUUGGAAUAUUAUAUUUUUUAAACUGAAA
This is a messenger RNA of Cydia strobilella, 6468 nucleotides long. RefSeq names its product LIM and SH3 domain protein 1 (gene lasp). The transcript is spliced from 7 exons. The coding region runs from base 184 to 1425 and encodes 413 amino acids. Gene Ontology annotation, cellular component: focal adhesion. Gene Ontology annotation, molecular function: actin filament binding. The record is from RefSeq and is a predicted model, not a curated record. NCBI's taxonomy places the organism in Eukaryota, Metazoa, Arthropoda, Insecta, Lepidoptera, Tortricidae.